Messenger RNA from Pediculus humanus corporis (human body louse), 3024 nucleotides. RefSeq lists its product as uncharacterized. Gene Ontology annotation, molecular function: ATP binding; protein binding; protein tyrosine kinase activity. NCBI's taxonomy places the organism in Eukaryota, Metazoa, Arthropoda, Insecta, Psocodea, Pediculidae. The transcript is spliced from 11 exons. The record is from RefSeq and is a predicted model, not a curated record. Gene Ontology annotation, biological process: protein phosphorylation. Bases 1 to 3024 code for a protein of 1007 amino acids.
AUGACAUUAUCUGAUCCUGGUAUAAAAUGGCUAUAUGAACUGCUUCAAGAUGUUCAAUUAGAACAAUAUUUUACAAGGUUUAGGGAUGAUUUACAAAUCACCAGGCUUUCACAUUUUGAUUAUGUACAAGCAGAAGAUUUAGAAAAAAUAGGAUUAGGAAAACCAGGAAUAAGAAGAUUACUAGAAGCUGUUAAAAAACGAAAAACUCAACAAUGGAGGAAGAGCAUCAUUAGUAAAAUAAUUCCCUUUCCAGACAGUAAAAAAGGACAUGAUAAAAAAAAUAAAAAAAAUGUUACUGAUGAAUUGAUGCAAAAUAGUAUAUCUUGCCUUAUACAAGAAAAAGACUUAACGCAAUCUGUUAAACUGGGAGAUGGAUCUUUUGGAAUUGUGAGGAAAGGAGAAUGGGUUACUCCUACAGGAAAUGUAAUAAAUGUUGCUUUGAAAAUAUUAAAGCAAGAUGCCCUUACUCAACCGGGUGUUUUCGAAGAUUUUUUUAAAGAAGUUCAAGCAAUGCAUUCUUUAAAUCAUACUAAUCUAAUAAGAUUGUAUGGAAUUGUGCUAUCUCAACCUCUCAUGAUGGUAACUGAGCUAGCGCCUUUAGGUAGUCUUUUAGAUUAUUUAAGAAAGCAUAAUUUUCAAAUGUCUUUAUUAAAAAUUUAUGAUUAUGCUCUACAAGUUGCUGCAGGAAUGCAAUAUUUAGAAUCGAAAAGAUUUAUUCACAGAGAUUUGGCAUGUAGAAAUGUAUUGUUAUCUUCUCCUGAUAAGGCCAAAAUCGGUGAUUUCGGUUUGAUGCGAGCUCUUCCACAAGAAGACGAUUGUUACGUAAUGACAGAAAGAAAAAAAGUACCAUUUCCCUGGUGUGCUCCAGAAAGUUUAAAAUCUCGUCAAUUUUCUCAUGCCAGCGAUACGUGGAUGUACGGCGUCACAUUAUGGGAAAUGUUAACAUUUGGUGAAGACCCUUGGAUCGGACUAAAUGGUACUGAAAUAUUACGAAAAGUAGAUAAAGAAGGUGAAAGAUUAUCACAACCGGAAGCUUGUCCAACUUCUUAUUACCAUCUAAUGCUUCAGUGUUGGUCUAGAAAUCCAUCCGAUCGACCAACUUUUACGGCUAUAAUGGAUUUUUUAAAAGAUAGAAUGCCUCUUUUGGUGAAAUCAUUACGUCCCUUUUCUGAACCUGAAAAAUUAAAAGUCGAAUUGGGAGAUUCUAUUGUCGUCAUCGAUGGAAGGGCGGAUUUUUAUUGGUGGAAAGGUCAAAAUUUGAGAACGUUUGAAAUAGGUCUUUUUCCUCGUUGCCUAGUCGAUCCUUUACGAGGAAUGGCUAGCGAAGAUAUAAGUAAACCUCUUAAAAAUUCAUUUAUUCAUACGGGACACGGUUCACCCUUUGGAAGAUCCUGGGGAAGUCCGGCCGUUAUCGAUGAUGUUUAUUUAAACAAUCCCAUGGGACCUCCGGAUAUAAUUGGUAUUCCGUCUGAAAUAACGACCACUCCUCGUUUGGAAGAUAGAAAAAGUCGUCUUAAAUUGGAAAGCGUAGGAGGAAAGCAGAGAGGAAAACAAAAUUUUAAUUAUUCAAAAUUAAAAAAUGAAAUAGUUGAAAAACCAAAGGAUACUCUUCAAAACGUAACAAAAAUUUCAAGCGCGAGUAGUAAUUCAAUUGCGGAAGGUCCUUUAAUUGAUUUUUCAAGUGCUCCCCCUCCUAUGCCUUUAUUAGAUGUUAAUGAAAUCCCUUCGUAUUCUAACAUAACUUCCGUUUUAGAUCAACCAAUUGAUGUACCUCAACAGCAGGAUAAUUCAAUUUACAGUUUGAAAAGUAGCGAUUUUAAUUUGGAUAAAAACGUCACAACAAGGUAUUAUUCAGAUGUGCCAGAUCAACAAAGGAACACGUACUUAAACGUUGAUAAUUUUGAAAAUUCAACAUUUUUUUACGCCAGCGGAGAAUCGUCAAAACACGUUUCUAAUCAAACGGAUCCAAAUUUAGGGAAUCAAUCAAUGGAUGGAAAUUUAAAACAAAAUUGUUCAGACACUAAUAGUGAACUUCUCAUUCCCGCAUUAAGACCCCCUCCUCCUAAUUUAAAAAAAGUGGAAUCUUCUGUUUUAAUGUCAAAUGCCGAGACAUCCUUUAGACAGGGAACUAUUGAACGUGAAAAUCGAAAUCAUUCCUAUCCUGCUGUCAACGAGAAAGACUUAAAUUUUCCACAGACAUCCGCUUGUACGAGUUCAUGGUUUGGGAGUUCUCAGAGUAACAUAAAAACCGAAGAGUCAUUAUCGCAGGAAUCGUUUUUUUCCAAUCAAACCAAUGUUUCCGGCACGUCGAAUAAUUGUAAUCAAGAUUUUUCGGGAAGAGUUUUAAGGACAAAAGUUAUAGACAUAAAUACAAAAAGUGAUCUUUUUUACGAUGAAACGGAUUCAAUUUCAAAUCAAAUUAGUAAAAUGUGGUUAGACAAAAAUCAAAUCGCUUCGGAGCCUUCAUUUCCCAACAAUGUCGAUAUGUAUUCUUCUAUACUCAAAGAUAAAUCGCAGGGAGCUGCGUCGUUAAGUUAUUCAAAUGGAAGGAGCUCAAUAAGGGGCAACAUAGACAAUCACUGUCCGACAAUUUCUCAAGCUUUUUUUAAAAAUAUAAAUAGUGCCAAAGAUGUUGUUAAUUGUUACGAGGGUUGUUCGGAAGAGAAAAACAAAUCGUUGUCGACCGAAUAUUCUUUAAAUGUUGCGACUAACAAUUCACCCAGCCAUUACGACCGAAGAAUAACAAGCAUAAAACAAACACAUAGUCCAUUGGUGGGCCUCAGCGGUGAGCUAAGAGAAAAAAAAUUAGAAAAAUUAUGGAACGAAAUGCCGGAUACGAGCGACGAAGAAAGAUUGACGGCAUUGCAAAGAACGGGAUGGGACGUUCCAGCCGCGAUCAAAUUUAUCAAAUUGGAUCGUCUUUUAAGAUUAGCCGUGGCAUCGAGAGAGGAAUGCGAAGCAGCUUUGACACGAAAUAAUUGGGAUUUAAAUUUGGCUGCAUCCUCAGUAUUAGAUUUUAAUUAA